AGGAGUUUCCAGAGAAAGCUGUAAGAAACAUGAUAGCAGCUGCAAUUACUUCUUUGUGAGGUUUUGUUUAAAGAUUAACUUUUAUGGGAGAUUUGUCUUAAAAACUUUAGAUUUGAAGAGUAAAGGCCACUGGAUGAUAGGUAUCCUGCAGUAAGCUUGGCUGUUUGAAGUCUUCUGUUCUUGUCCAUGAUGACUGCUUAUAAUAUAACUGAAAACACAGUGGAUGUGGAUGGACAGUCCUUAUUUUAUCGUCAAGCUCAACCAUCACAACAGUGUCCUAGGUUUUCUGUUUUACUACUUCAUGGCAUUAGGUUUUCUUCCGAGACCUGGCUGACCCUUAAAACAUUAGAGAAGCUUGCUGAAGCUGGAUACCAGGCAGUUGCAGUUGAUUUACCAGGUCUAGGAAAAUCCAAAGAUUUCAAAGGUCCUGCCCCCAUUGGACAGCUGGCACCUGGCUCAUUUUUGAAGAGUAUUGUGGAAGGACUGAAACUUGGGUCAGUAGUUGUAAUUAGUCCAUCUUUGAGUGGAAUGUAUUCACUGCCCUUGUUGUUUGAACACAACGAGCUAGUGAAAGGCUAUGUCCCAGUUGCUCCAAUCUGCACAGACAAGUAUACAUCUGAUCAGUACUCUACCAUUAAGACUCCAUCGCUCAUUGUAUAUGGUGAUCAAGAUGCUGAGCUUGGGGAGUUGUCCCUGAACAACCUGAAGAACAUAGUCAAUCACAGAGUGAUGGAGAUGAAGGGGGCAGGACAUGCUUGCUAUCUAGAUAAGCCUGAUGAAUGGCAUCAUGGCCUACUGGAAUUCCUAAACAGUCUCUCUUAACAUGACUUAUGGAAUUAAUGAUACAUUGGCUUAACAGCUCACAGGAUAUUGAAGCUUAAAAUAGGGUACCUAAAACAUGCUGUUAAUAAACUGUUGUGAAAAUCAACAUUGCAGGAGUUUAGAAAAAAUGCUUUUUCUGAUAUUGUAGUUAUGUUCAUCUUCAGAAUAUGAAGUCAGAUGUUUAAUGUAAAGUAAAUAUGAGGCCUCCAACAUUAUGUAAAUCUUCAGCAUAUCAAGUCACAUUUUAAACUUCUGCAAGUUAAACAUUAGACCUUUGACAUUUGAUCUGAAUUCUUUAUAAUGUAACUGCUAGAUGUGACAUGAUACAAUUGGCACAAGUGAGAGAUAAAAAAAUGUUUUAUAGUAAAUAUUAAUUCUGCUCUGUGACUGUUUUUCCUAGUCACUAAGUUGUUGGGUAAAAUACAUUUUAUUUCAAUGCA
This is a messenger RNA of Protopterus annectens (West African lungfish), 1262 nucleotides long. RefSeq names its product abhydrolase domain containing 14B (gene ABHD14B). NCBI's taxonomy places the organism in Eukaryota, Metazoa, Chordata, Ceratodontiformes, Protopteridae. Gene Ontology annotation, cellular component: cytoplasm. The transcript has 4 exons. The record is from RefSeq and is a predicted model, not a curated record. Bases 187 to 822 code for a protein of 211 amino acids.